Dujonia railenensis is the source of this 867-nucleotide messenger RNA. NCBI's taxonomy places the organism in Eukaryota, Fungi, Ascomycota, Pichiomycetes, Serinales, Debaryomycetaceae. The record is from the annotation of a GenBank genome assembly.
AUGACUCCAGCUGCUCAUACCUCCUCUAACUCUACCUCCAAAAACUACCAAACCGGAAAGGAAGGUUCCCACAACCUUGCUAAGGGCUUGGAGCACCCGGACAAAAUCCCAGUGUUUACUGAUCUUUAUGAGAAGAGAGAAUGGAUGAAGCAACACAUGGCCGGUGCCUUCAGAGUAUUCGGCAGAAAGGGAUACACUGAAGGGUCUGCAGGCCACAUUUCCAUCAAGGAUCCAGUUCAACAGGGUACAUUUUGGAUUAACCCGUUGAACAAGCAUUUCUCUCUUAUCAACGCGAGCGACUUGGUGCACAUCGAUAUGGAAUGUAAUGUGUUACCCACUGGGGCUCAAGUGGCAGUUAAUGCUGCGGGAUUUCUGAUUCACGCCGCUAUCCACAAGGCUAGACCAGAUAUUGUUGCUGCAUGUCACACACAUUCUAUAUACGGUAAAGCAUACCUGACCUUUGGUAGAGAGUUGGAAAUGAUCAACCAAGACGUGUGCAUGUUGUACAAGAGACACGUCGUCUUCACCAACUUCGGUGGUAUUGCCUUGGACUCACAAGAGGGUGAAGAAAUCGCGGAAGCUCUCGGCGAAAACGGGGUUGCUGCUAUCUUGCAGAACCAUGGGUUGUUGACCGUCGGAUCCACAGUAGAUGAGGCUGCAUACCUCUUCACCUUGAUGGAAAACUCCUGUCGUGCUCAGUUGUUGUGUGAUGCUGCAGCUGCCAGUGGUAUUAAGAAGAACAUCAUUCCAGAUGACGUUGCUCAGUACACCUUGCACAUGACUGGUGACAUGGAAACCUUGUACGCAGAGUUCCAACCAGAUUUAAAUUACGAGGUCGCUAUGACCAAGGGAGAGUUCUUGAAAUAG